AUGGAGACCAACGCCUCGACUGUUCUUAAGGCCAGAAUUGCAUUACUAGCCACUGCAAUAGGUGGUCCUGAUUAUGCGUCGAACAUCGAACCGCCUCCAUAUAAAUUAGGUGAUGAUUGUUUGGCCUGUUUAAGAGAUUUGAAAAGAUGGUUCAAACUAGUUGAUGAUGAACAAAAUAGAUGGGAUGUCGCCAUGGCUGCAGCAGAAUAUAGAAUCUUAACUGAUGAUUUGAUACCGAUUUUAAUCGAUUGGGAAAAUAAAUCCUCUGCUUUGACGAAAUUACAAAAUAAAAACAAUGAUCAAACCGUAAUGGAAAAUAUAGAGACUACCUUGGGAUUUAGAAAUAAAGUGUAUUACGAUAAAGUUGCAUUAAGUUCUUUGCAAUUAUUGGUAUUGAUGACAUGGCCAUUGGUCCUAACAGAUCAGUCUACUUCAAGCCAAAUCGCUGUUUAUUCUGAGUUAAAGAAACAUCAACUAAUAUAUAAGAAGGAAAUUUUGACUGUUGACAAUGGGAAAGUGUUGAAAGCAGCAAUUCGUUUAGCCUUAAAUGUUUUCAAGAUCGAUAGAUUAUCUAGAACUCCAAGAGAUAAUAUGAUUAUUAAAUUAGUUCUUAACUUCUUCAGAAACGUUGCCUCCAUUGAACCAGGAAAUCUGACAAUUACAGUUGGUAGAUCACUACCGCGUGGUAUCAAUUCGAUUGAUACCUUACCACCAAAUGUCACAAUGGAUGAUAUAUCAUUAAAUGCAGUCUUAAAUUGUUUCCAUCGUAAUAAAGUUUAUGGCCUCUUAUUAACACUAUCCAGUUCAUUAACUACAGAAUUUGAUCAAGAUUUCAUCAACAUCCCCUUAUUGGAAAUUAUGUUUUUCUUAACUAAAGAUGUACCACAACAAGCAUUAUUUCCCGUACCAUCGCCAAAGACUCGUAGUACGACAAAAAACAAGGAUAGACAAGAAAAUGUAACUAUACCCUCACAUAGUUCAUAUACUGGAUUCCAAUUAUCUGAUUUACUGAAAAAGGAAAAUGAAAUGAAGAAAAAUGUAAUCAGAAACACAUCAACAAGGCAUUCUAAUUUCGGUGCUUUAUUAUCAGUACAAACUCCUAAUGGUAGAAUAUCUGUCUCUGGUACUCAAGGUUUAUUAGACGAUGCCAAAGCUUUAGAUAAGAUUGAUAGAAGGAAAAAAUGGAAUAAAAGAAGGGUAACGAAAUAUGAAAAUAAUCCGGGGCAAGGUUUACCUAACAGUUUAUUAAAUUCACAAGGUACAUCUUUCUAUUUCCAAGAAUCUACUCUCAAGUAUUUUAAAAAAUUCAUAAACAAUUUUAUUGGUUCUGCUUUCAACACUUUGCUGCAUAGUAUUACGAAUUAUUAUACGACUGAACAAGAUAGAGUAGUUACGUUAGAAAAGGUCGAAUAUCUUUUAUUCUUUGGAUGGUUCCUAAAAUAUCAAGUUUUAAGAUGUAAAUAUGAUCCAACCGCCGACAUAACAAUGGUUAGCGGAGCUUUAAGAGAAACAUCUUUCAUCCUAGUAUUGUCAUUCUUAAGGACAGCUUAUGAAAUGAAACAUUUCAUAGUUGUUCAUGCUGGGAUGAUAGCUUUUAAUGAAUUAUUGGUAUUGGUCCAAAAUUGUAAAGCAAAAGAAAAUGAUGAGGAUAUCGAAUUUAUUAUUAGUAAAUUAUUUAGUAACGAAAGAAUCCAAUUAUUGUCCAAUUUACCCAAAACAGCCUUCAAACAUACUCACCAAUACAUGAAAAGUUGUGUUGAUAUUACCCACACAGUUUUGAAAACGUUAGAGCAAUAUACUUCGGAAGAUAAAGCACUUAUUAUUGAAGGGAAAUCAAGACGUCGUAGGAAUAUAAGUGUUACAAAAGAACAAAUUGAGCAAUUGAUAAAAGAGGAAGGUGUUGAUAGAGAUGAAGCAAUUGAUAUGUUAACUCCACACUUUGUCGAGGUGGAAGUCAAUUUCGAGAGAGUACAAAGAUCAUAUAUAAAUGAGCAAACUAUUGACACAUAUAUGAAUUUCUUACAAAGAUAUGAUGAAUUGGAACCAGAAUAUAUCAAGAAAGUUAUAACUUUCUUCCAUAGAGUGUUCAUUCAAGCAAAGGAAGAAACCAUGUUAUUUAGAUUGGACUUGAUUGUACUUUUCAGAGAUAUGUUGGCCCCAGAUGGUAUAGAUAGGACAUCCAGGGUUCGCAAACAUGUUCAAGAUUUUGUUGAUUACUAUUUGAAUAGAUUAAACAAAAAACUUAAAAGUUCUCCUACAUGGUUCAUAGAUAUUUUAUUCCCAUCUAUUCAUGACAGUGAAAUCGGUUAUUUCCAAAGAUAUGGGGAAAGAAAAGCUAAAGCAAAUGCUUCGCUAUUUGGAGUUCCACCCAGUGUUUUCAAGAAUAUUGAAGACGAACAUAUGCUACCGCCUGCAGUAUUGAAGGAUAUGAAGUAUGGUAUUCUUGUUUCGAGUUUAAUUGACGACGAUAAGACAGAGUUACUUGAAAAGUUAAUUGAACAUAUAAAGCGUGCCAUAGACAUUUUUUCGUCAUGGUUGACUGUUAAUAUCAAUAAUGGGAACGAAACUGCUAAUCCACCAAAUGAGACUUUUAAAUUACAAGAAGUAAGUGCAAGAAAUCCAUUAUUGUCUGAUAAAGAUUUUAGAGCAUUACUACAGUUGAUCGGGUAUCAAAUUCCAAUGAAUCAUCUGGAGCAAUGUAUACUCCCUGGCACGGUUGAAAUUACAGCCCUUAAAGAGUCAUUAGAAUUGGUAAAGAAAUAUAUGAACAGUCCAUUUGAAACACCUAAUGGAUUACCAUCAUCUAGUUAUUUACUGAGACCUCGUUCUAAGUUCCAUGGUGAUGAUGCCGGCGAAAGUGAUGGUUGGGUUGGAAAUGAAGAAUACGACUACAAUGAUCGUUCGAUUAUCAAUGAUGACGAGGUUAUCCCAGAUGAUAAUGACUAUUUUAAAGACCUGGGUAACGCUGAAAACUCUAUUGAAAGAUCAAAUCAUAAGGGUAUUGCGAAGUCCAAGAGGAAGCCAAAGAGCACAGCUAGGAAUACAAAGAAACCAAUUAGAAGAAGGGGUAACAGACUUCCCGAUCACGAUAUUGAUGAUGAAGAUGAUGAAGGCACUACACAUUAUAAACGAUCACACCAAGCUAUUUCGAGUAAAGAAUAUAUUAGUGAUUCUGAUGAUGAUGAAGAUGAGCUAAUGAAUCCAAUUUUCUUUGAAAACGAAAUGUAUUUGAGAUGGUUAUUAGAUAAGCAUAAUGGACAAAUCCCACCAGAGAAAAACAUUCGAUUUGCACAGUUUGCCGCAGAAAGAAUGGCUAAUAAUGGGGAAACUACAUCUAAUUUUAUUGAACUUUUUGAUGGGCCUAUACCAAACCUUGAUGCAUUAAAAAGUUCCGAAGAUGGAACGGCCACUAAACAACCUGACAAUACAUUGAAAGACUUAUCUGCCCAUGUAGCAUUCAGUUUAGUUGAGAAUAAGUCUACAUGCGAUACUUCAAGUUCAACAGAUGAUGAUGCACAGACGUCUACAGCUACGUCACUGCAGCAAAAUAGAGCGUCUGAUGACGAUGAAGAAGAACAAGAAGGAGAGAAUGGGGACGCUACUGGGAGUGAUCGUGUCGAACAUGGCGGACAAAUCACUACAACUAGGCUACGGAAGCACCAUUUAGAUUCUGAUGACGGUGAGAAUGAAGAAGAUGGAGAGAAUGGUGGUGAUACCGCCGGUAUCAGUAGUAAACAUGAUGAUGAUACUGUUAAAGAAAGGGAGGAGGAAGAAAAUAAUGAAGAAGAAGGUGAAAUGGCAUCUUCAGACUCUGAAGUAACACCAAGAAAGAAAAGAAAGCAAAUAUUCAAACUUCGUCCUGAGCAAGACCCUUCUGAACCUGACCACCCCUUGGUGUGGCCAUACUAG
Molecule: messenger RNA, 3909 nt
Organism: Naumovozyma dairenensis CBS 421
Lineage: Eukaryota; Fungi; Ascomycota; Saccharomycetes; Saccharomycetales; Saccharomycetaceae
Gene: TOF1
Product: Tof1p
Exons: 1
Coding region: 1-3909 (1302 amino acids)
Biological process (GO): DNA replication checkpoint signaling; replication fork arrest; DNA repair
Cellular component (GO): replication fork protection complex
Molecular function (GO): DNA binding
Source: RefSeq, a predicted model, not a curated record